Molecule: messenger RNA, 1602 nt
Organism: Ananas comosus (pineapple)
Lineage: Eukaryota; Viridiplantae; Streptophyta; Magnoliopsida; Poales; Bromeliaceae
Product: protein trichome birefringence-like 23
Cellular component (GO): Golgi apparatus
Molecular function (GO): O-acetyltransferase activity
Source: RefSeq, a predicted model, not a curated record
CUCUCCCACUCCUUCCUCUUUUACUUCUUGUUUUCCAUUUUUUUUUUCUCCCUUGUAGGAGGAGAUGGGUUCACAUAGGGAGCCAUGGCCAUCUCUUUACCGUAACAGGAGCAACCACAUCUACAUCAAGCUCUUCGUUUCCACCCUUCUUGUGGUGAUCUCCUAUCGCCUCCUCUUCUCCUGCUCCGCCCCCUUCUUUUCCUUCUCUAACCCACCAACCACUGCUGAGGGAGCUGUGGCUUCUGAAGUUGGAGUUGGGGUUGAGGAAACUCGGAAAGAAACUACAGUUAUUGCGGAGGCAGCAAAUCCUCAAAUGGCGUCAGAUGAUGAAGAAGUUUUUCAAGAAGAACAAUGUGAUCUUUUCGCUGGAGAAUGGAUACCAAAUCCUUCAGGACCAGCUUAUACAAAUGCGAGCUGCCGUUUUAUUGAAGAUCAUCAGAACUGUAUGUUGAAUGGAAAGCCUGACACAGGGUAUCUUUACUGGAAAUGGAAACCAUACGGUUGUGACAUACCACCAUUGGAUGCCAAGAAGUUUCUAGAUGCCAUGCGGAAUAAAAGUUGGGCGCUCAUUGGUGACUCGAUUCUUCGCAAUCAUGCCCAAUCAUUGAUUUGCCUUCUAUCCAAGGCAGAAGAAGCUGUUGAGGUCAACCACGACGAAAAUUUCAAAUCGCGAGAAUGGCGCUUCCCCUCCCACAACUUCACCGUCUCUCUUCUCUGGGCUCCUUUUCUAAUCAAGUCUGAAACUUUCGAGAACGAAGACGGUGAGUCAAAAUCCGAAAUCCAGCUCCAUCUCGACGAACUGGACCCGAAAUGGAUCAACCAAUACGAAAGCUUUGACUACGUAGUCAUAUCGGGCGGGCAAUGGUUCUUGAAGACCGUGAUCGUUUGGCAGAACGGAACAGUCAUCGGCUGCCACUACUGCCCGGGAAAGAACUUACCUGAGCUCGGGGUGGAGUACAUUUACCGAAAUGCCCUCCGGAUGGCCUUCAACUUCAUCACCUCUUCAUCUCGCAAGCCGCGUGUUAUAUACAGGACGUACCACUUCGAAGACGGCGAGUGGUUUAACGGCGGGAAGUGUGAUAGGACGGUGCCGUAUAAGGAAGGUGAGUUCAAAGGUAAAAAUAUAGACCAUUUAAUGCGGAGGGUCGAGCUGGAAGAGUUCAAGAGGGUGGAAGGUGCAGGGCAUGCUGCUCCGCUAAAGCUGAUGGAUACUUACCAUCUUUCGUUGCUACGGCCGGACGGGCACGCGGGCCCUUACAGACAAUUUCGUCCCUUUGAUAAGGGUAGGAAUGUGAAAGUACAAACCGAUUGCUUGCACUGGUGCGUGCCGGGGCCGAUAGAUGCUUGGAACGAUUUAAUGAUGGAAAUGGUGAUGAAUGAGUGAAAGUGCGAAAAUAUAUGUAGAUAUUGAAUUGUUUGGAGAGUAAGGAGGAGGGGGGUUUUUCUGAGCUAACAAUUCGCGGGGGAUUAGUUUGUGUUUGUAUGAUGAGUUGUGAUUACUUGUAAAAGUGAAGAGUUCGCGGUUGAUCUAUUCUUUGUUGGCUUCAGCUGUUACUAAAACAAACUUGAUGUGGGAUUUAUUCUGCCCUUAGUUUUGGUCUU